ACUUCCUUUCAGUUGUGUCUAGGAGAAAUAUCUAAGGCUAAGGCUAUUAUUCUCCAUUGUCUUUAUAUUAUUUUCUGAGUAUUAUCACAUGAAAAUAUUUUAGGAGAUGGAGAAUGAAGAUGGCUAUAUGGUCCUGGAUUCCAAGAAUCGUUUCAAAUCCAGCUCUAAAGAAUGUUCCCUGUAUCCACCGUAUUAUUGUCUUAUGCUAGUAUGUGGCUGCAUUGGGAUCCUUAUUAUCAUGAUCACACUGAUUUGCCUGAACUUUGGGGAGGAAAAAAAGGAUUUCUCCCAGAAAGUAAAUAUCAGCCGUCUAGCAGGAAAUAAUCAUGUGUGCCCAAAAGACUGGCUGCUGAACCAAGGGAAAUGCUACAGGUUUUCAAUGCCUUCCAAAACUUGGAAUGAGAGUAAACAUGAUUGUGUGUUCCUACAGGCACAUUUACCGGUGAUCCAAAGUUUGAAAGAGCUGGAGUUCAUACAGAAGAGUUUAAAACCUGGAAAUCCUGCUUGGAUUGGACUAUAUAUUGCAUCCCCAGGAAAACAAUGGAUGUGGAUAAAUAAACACCUUUUUGUGGAAGAAAACAAUUUUCUCAUGAUUGGAUCAACGGAUCACACAAGCUGUGCUGUCGCAACAAGAAAUCAGGUGUAUUCUGAAGACUGUAACUCCAACUUUAAUGGCAUUUGCCAAAGAGAUGCUGUCUGAACAACAAAAACAAAUCUGUGCAUUUAAACAAAGAUUUGAAGAAAAUGCAUAUGGAUAAUAGUGCCUAUCUUUUUUUUUUUUUAGCGGAAUGCAAAUUUGUUUCCUUUCUAUACUAUUAAAAAACAAAAUUCGACUGAGGAAAUUUAAAGAUAUAAUUGGCAUUAUUCAAUGAUUCGUGAACUGGGUAGCAUCCCACCAAGCAAGUAAAAAAAAGAGCUCCAAUGAGCUACAGAGAAGGAAAGGCUUUUUAAAGGCAUACAGGGGUGACAGAAGGAAAUCAGAAACAAUAAAAAGAUUAUUUGGGGCAAGGUCACCUUUCUUUGGGGCAUGAAAAUGGGCCAUCAGGUGGAUUGCCUUAUUAGGGUUGACCAGAACAUUCUUGACUGACCAGUUAAGAUUGUAUUCUUGGGGAGAUCCAAGCUGCAGUUAGAUUAGGUAUUAAGUUUUGGUUUCAUGACAGGUGCUUAGCAUGAAUGACUCCAUUUUGGGCCUGUUGUCUCUAUUUUCACAGUACAAAUGUAAAAUUUUCAAAUAUUCCGUAUAGAAAUAAUACUUCAAAAUAAGGAAAUAUGACUUAUUUUUAAACAAGAAAACACUCUUUCCUAUUGUUUCAAUGUCUAAAAAGAUAAUUAAAUUUCAACUUGUAAUCCUGCCUUAUUCGUUGUCUCUGUCCUAUUGGGUUUGAAAUCCUGAGCAUUUGGUGAAGAAAUAGCCUAAGCAGACAGAUAGACCGUUUUUUUUCUUCAUGGUGGGCCUUUUCCCCAAGGUUGUUUUCCAAUUUUUAUCAAAAAGAAAUCAAACUUUCAACUGGUGAUAAAGGACUCAGAUGUUGUAAGCAUGAGAUGUCUAUUUGAGGUAAUACACAAUCUUGUUUUCAAGGUGAUUCCACAAUUUAUUUUCCUUUAAUCAAAUUUAUAUUAAAAUUAUUAUGCUAUGAA
This is a messenger RNA of Felis catus (domestic cat), 1638 nucleotides long. RefSeq names its product killer cell lectin like receptor F2 (gene KLRF2). NCBI's taxonomy places the organism in Eukaryota, Metazoa, Chordata, Mammalia, Carnivora, Felidae. The record is from RefSeq and is a predicted model, not a curated record. The transcript has 6 exons. The coding region runs from base 107 to 700 and encodes 197 amino acids.